AUGGUUGGAAUGAAACCCACAGAUCUGGCGCCAACAAUGGCUGUCAAGUUUGUUGGUGCAGGCACAGCAGGCUGCAUCGCUGACCUUGUGACCUUCCCCUUGGCUACGGCCAAAGUCAGACUACAGGUAAGGGGAGAGGAUGGAUGAGAGGCUAGGUGGCCUUGGUUAAAACUGAUCAUUAGAUCUGCACAAAUCAAUUCAAAUGUAGAUUGAAUAUGAGUAAGCGCAAUUCGUGGUGAACAUCCCCCAGUCAGGUGUCAGCAUCUACUUUGUAUUCCAGAUUCAAGGGGAGGCUCAGUUGGGGCAUGGGGCCCAGGCUGUGAGGUAUCAGUAAUGUAAAUGUAUCGGGCGUGUUUGGUACCAUCACCACCAUGGUGUGUAUGGAAGGGGCCCGUAGCCUCUACAACGGGCUGGGGGCUGGGCUUCAUAGGCAGAUGAGCUUCGCAUCCGUCUGUAUCGGCCUCUACGACUCCAUGAAGCAGUUCUACACUCGUGGCUCUCAUUUAUAACCUUAUAACCUCACUUGUGUUGACCUCUAACAUACACUUCAUUUAUUGGGGACCCAUAACUGACUGUGCACACCUCUCUUCAGGCGCUAGAAUCAUUACUCGGCUCAUGGCAGGCUGCACCACUGGAGCAAUGGCUGUGAUGUUUGCUCAGCCCACAGACGUGGUCAAGGUGCGUUUCCAGGCUCAAGUAUGUCUGGCUGACGGGGUAAAGAGAUACAACGGCACCAUGGAUGCCUACCGGACCAUCACCCGAGAUGAAGGGGUGCGGGUCCUUUGGAAA
Molecule: messenger RNA, 789 nt
Organism: Coregonus sp. 'balchen'
Lineage: Eukaryota; Metazoa; Chordata; Actinopteri; Salmoniformes; Salmonidae
Source: the annotation of a GenBank genome assembly